GUGUUGACAUUUUUGGCAUAAAGACAUGAAAGACCCCUGCGGCGCCGGGGCUUUAGUUACUCCUAAGUGACGGCCAUUACAAUGAGGGAGCCAUUCAAAUAAACACACAUUCGGUAAGAAACCCUAGAGAAACCUUGUUUACAAAACACGAGCGACCCCCACCCCUGAAGAAACCAGGGUCAAAGUUCACAGGAAGCUGGGGGGCUGCCAUUUUUUCCCUGCUGCUACUGCUAACGUUAGAUGCUAAAACGACGGGGAGGGGCGGCUGGCUUUGGAUUUUUGUAGCUAGCUGAUAUCAACUGAUCGAAAUCGUUACACGAAAUCCGUCUUUUCUCCGACCGUCGUCGCUAACAACUAAUUGUUAUUGGAUGAAUUCGGCAUGGAGAAGGUAGCGGAGCCGUCUUGGACUUCUUCGUACACCUACCAGGUGAGCAAGCACAGUGCGGAGAUGCUACACAACCUCAACAUUCAGAGGAAAGAUGGAGGCAGGUUCUGCGAUGUGAUCUUACGCGUCGGCGAGGAGAGCUUCCCCGCUCACAAGGCUGUGUUGGCCGCCUGCAGCGAAUAUUUCGAGUCGGUGUUCAGCCGCCAGACGGACGACGACGCCAAGGAGCUGGAGAUGCACACCAUCAGCCCGAAAGUUUUUAAAGACGUUUUGGACUUCGCCUACACCUCCAGGAUCGUGGUGCGGCUGGAGUGCUUCCCGGAGUUGAUGACAGCUGCCAAGUUUCUCCUGAUGCGGUCAGUCAUUGAGAUAUGUCAGGAGGUAAUCAAGCAGUCCAACGUACAGAUCCUGGUCCCGACCACACGGGGAGGUGAAGCCAGCUUGUUCCAGGCCACGGGGGCCACGGAGCUGGGUUUCCCGGUGCCACAGCAGGAUCUGGUGAACGGAACGGGACUGCUGGUGAACGGGCAGAGCUUUGCCAACAAUGCCCAGAUGCAUGUGGGUGGGGGGGAAGACACCGCCGCAGUGUUGCUGGAGGACGGAGGCGAGUCGUCGGUGCCAAUGUUGGAGCCCGUCGAAGGACAGUCCGUGUCCCCAUCUACGGAAAUACCGGGGAACGCGUUUCAUCACGACGCUGGCUCCCCGGGGUCCAAAAGGAGCAGGGGCAGACCAAAGAAAGCUGGCGGGGUAGUGGAGGCUGUACACUUUAACCACGCCACCCAGAAAGACAAUGGGCUGUUUCCUUGCGGGACUUGUGGUAAAGCGUUUACAGAGGCUUCCCGCCUGAAGAACCACGAAGCGCAACACGGAGCCCACACCGUCAACAUCGUCGGUGACAGCCUGUCAGCUGCGGGCGGCAUUUCUCUAAUGUCUCCGCCCGGGCUGGUGGAGAACGGCGUGCAGUUACACGGAGGGCUGACGCUGGAUAACGGCCGCAAACGGGAGAGGACCAGGCGGCACGUCGGCUGUGACAUUUGCGGUAAAGUUUUCCGCGACGUUUACCACCUGAACCGACACAAGCUCUCCCACUCUGGGGAGAAGCCGUACGCGUGCCAUGUGUGCGGGCUCCGGUUCAAACGCAAAGACAGGAUGUCCUACCAUGUGCGGUCCCACGACGGGUCAGUCGGCAAACCUUAUGUGUGCCAAAGCUGUGGUAAAGGUUUUUCAAGACCAGACCACCUGAAUGGACAUAUCAAACAGGUUCACACAACAGAGAGACCCCACAAGUGCCAGAUUUGUAAUGCCUCUUUUGCUACAAGAGAUCGCCUCCGGUCACACCUUGCAUGCCACGAGGACAAAAUCCCCUGCAAAGUCUGUGGCAAGUUUCUGCGAGCCGCCUACAUGACGGACCACCUCAAGAAACACAGUGAAGGAACGCAUAACUACUGUGGCAUUUGCAACAAAGGUUUCUCCACUGCGUCCUACCUUAAGGUGCAUAUAAAGACGCACCAUGGCUCUCCGCUGCCCCACUCUGCCACAAUUCACACUUUCCCCGAGCCAAGGGGGGAACUGCAGAUGCACAACGGCAACCCUUACCACAUGGGACGCCAGUGCUCAGUGGAAGACCUGUGUGCCAGUCGUCAGCUGCUUCUCACCUCGUCUGAGGCAGAGGGUCGCUUUCAUGGUCUCUCUGGACACCCAGUUCUUCCUCAGCCGGGCCCUCCAGCCUUGGGCCUGCAGGCUGAGCUGCUCAUGGGGAAGGCAGGUGGGGCUCCAUAUUUCUGGGAGUGUCGCUCUGGCGGGUUGCCUGGCUUCCCCGUCCAUGGGCCUGUCGCAGACGGGCAGGAAAACGCAGAGAAAUGUCCUCAUCUGGAAUCAGAAGAAUCCGACCCUUCAUUCGGGGAUUUGUCCAACGGUGACGAGCUUAAAUCUCCACACAAACCUGAUGGGCCGGAGCUCGAGAUGCCCUCUUUAGCCUGCAAUGGAGCCUCUGCGGGGGGGGCCUUGGCAUCUCCGGAGGGAUCUAAAGCCAAGACGGACCCUGAGAAGAAAUUUAACUGCGACAUCUGCGGUCAGGCCUUCCGCACCAAGUCCUACCUCAACAAACACCAGCACAGAGUUCACAAAGCCCAGAAGGCCCAGGGGGUCUCAGGGUCGGGCUUAAAUGAGCUGGCCCCCUCCCUCACGUCUCCCUUCUCCCCUCAACAAAACAUGUCUCUGCUAGAGUCAUUUGGCUUUCAGAUAGUUCAGUCUGCGUUUGCCUCUUCACUGGUGGAUGCUGAGGCAGGUCAAAGUGGAAUCGACUUUGGAGGCAAGUGACAUAUUUGCUAAAGUUCUUGCAAAGCCUCUCAUUCUUAGGACAAAGCCGGGUUGCCCACAGAAGAUGCUCUGUAUUUGGGAAUAACUUUGCCUCAAGACUACUUUUUCUGUUUGUUACAUUGCUUAAUGUGUAUCUGAUAUUUUUGUCACAGACUGCCAUACGAUUCCUACCUUUUCUACUUUUUUCAGAGUAUGAAAAGUGCGUGUACGGUGUUAAAAUUCUCUUUAUAAAGAAGUGACAUGAAGGUUUUCCUUUAUCUGAUGUGGAUCCGUUGAAGUUACGUUUGGUAUGCUUUCAUUUGUUUUUUGGCUUGUGCUAUUGCUUCCUUAGCUGCACAAAUGUUUCUUGACACGGGAUGAAUUAUUUACUGCAACCUUAAAGCAAGUAAUGACUUGCUGUUGCUGAUGUCUGUUUGUGAAUUCUGUAUUUAUGUUGUUCUCUGCGUCUUUCAAGAAGGAUUUUGUUUUUCUUAAGAACAGGGAUUUGGCCUCAGUUUUGAUGGCAGGUUUUCUUUAAAUCUGUUAAGUAUUCCCAGAAACAUUCCUAACAGGCCCACGGCAUAUGUCACGACAGAUUUAUUACGAACAAUUUUCUUUGGCUUCAUGCAGGAAGUGUCAGUUUACUGGCCACUGAGCAGCACUGAUAGCUGUCAAGGACCUUAAUGAAUUACUAUUGACAGGAUUACUGGGAAGAGGCACUUUUAAAACUUGGCGAUGAAACUUUAAAUUGUUACAGCAUCCACACAAAGCUCACUAUAAAAAUAUAAUAUAUUUCAGCUAAAACAUAAAUUAUGACUACCUCACAGAAGAAAAUAACACCAGUGUGUAUUAUAGCAGAGUUAAUUGUUCUGACUUCACUAGAUUUAAAGAAUAAGCCGGCCACUUCUUCCUUUCAUUAAAAUUAGAAAUGCCUGCUGAAUGUUAGUUGAAAAAAAACUGUAUUUAAAGCUGCAAUAGCACAACAGUUUCUGAUUUGUAUUUUUCAAAUACAGGUCUUUACAAAUGCUUGUAGUCCUGUUAGUAGAACUGCCUGUUUUAUUUAUUUUUUAUUACUUGAACAAAGCCUUUGAGGAGUGUUAUCAUUCAACUUUAACCUGAGCUGUUGUGAAUCUGAACCCAAGAGGAGAGUUCGGUACACUGAUGUGACAGCUGGCUGGAGGGAUGUGCUGUAAAUGAAGCCAGUCUGCUGACAUGCUCAUUUUGGAUGUGAAAAGCCCAUUCAUCAUCUUUUGAUUUGAUGAUUUGUACAAUGAAUUAUUCAUAUAUAAAAACAGUCACAGAAGUAAGGAGCGGAAAGCCAUUACUAUUAUGAUCUAGACUGUGUACAGGAGUACCUUUAUAUUUUUUUUUAAUGAAUUUUUCCAGGAUGAAUCUUUUUAUAAAAACCUGUAAAAUUUGUCUUGAAACAUGCCUUGAGCUUGGUAGGAAUGGUUUUUAUACAUCCCCCUUAUAAUGACAAGGUUUCCUAGUCUUGUUUAUUAGCAAUUAAAUCAGUUGUGUACAUGAAACAGGGACCAAGGUCAGGUAUAUUUUCAGUAUAUAUUUUGAGAAAUGUAAAUUAUAUUUUAUUAACUUAUUCAUGCCCUCUGUUUUGUUUAAAUUUUCAAAUGAAAAUCGUGUGAUUUGCUCAUUUUGAGAAUUUUUCACUCUAAAUCAUGUUAAACGGAGAUGUGUGUGUGUGUGUGUGUGUUGUGCAACAGCUUAGGGGGUUAGAGUGAUAAGUCGCACCCUGAUCCACCAGCCUCCGGACCGACCAAACGUAAUGCAACUUUCACAGAAUCAAGUAAUUAAGCUCACUUUAAUACUCGAGUGUUUCUUCCUCCUCAUCAUUUGCCCUUCUUGUAUCGUCACCACCCACUUGCUGUCAGAUUUACUUGUGCUAUUAGCAGAUAUCACGUCCUGUGUUUGCACUAUGGUUUCUAGGUUUAGGCACACGCUAUCCAUCUGGGAUGGUCUUACAGUGAAGAUGUGUUUAAUCCAAAAUGUAGAAUCCGAGACAUUCCUGUGAUGAGAACUAAAUGGUUCCUCAAAUCAAAACACCGAUAGCGUCACACAUUCACCUCUCUGCUUUAUUUUGUUUGAUUAGAAAUCUCUUUUUCAACGUUUCUACGAUGCAGAAUUGGUUUUAUAUCCUAAAAAAACAACAACAUACGGGAUGUUAUUGAUUCGUGGAAACUGUGCGUGAAGAUCAAUUCCCUGUACGUAAAAUUUAGUCAAUCAAAAAUCCAAAUGUAGACUCUUUUGGGUUUGUUUAUGCUGAGAGAAUAAGCAGUCACUUAGUCAGGAGUUACAGGAAAAAUUGCUGCGAAACACUGCUGGCAUUUGCGAGAAGGGAUCUACGUUAAAAUAAUGAGCACCUAAAAUAAAAUCUUAUUGACUUCUCAUACAACUUGUACAUCAGUUGAUUGACAUAUGUCUUGUAGUUCAUGUUUUUUCUUGUGUUGUAAAACCUCUAUCGUGAUGCAAGUCAAACUCAUCUAACAGUGAAGGAGCUUAGUAGGAGUGUGUGUGUGUGUGUGUGGGGGGGGGGGGGGGGGGUGUAAUGGCUCUGUUAAAAACAAAAAAAACAAACAAAAAAAAACCAACGAAAAAAGCAGUGUAUUUGCGUUUGUGUGUCUGUUUCUGUGUUUGAUCUGUUUCCUGCUUUCUGUUUAAUUAUUAUUUGUGCUUAACUGUCUAUUAAAUUCAGUACAUUCCUAUAUUAUUUAUGGUUAUGUUGUGAUUGUAACAAGUGUAUAUACCAUUCAUAUACACAUUCUAUAAAUAUAAAUAUAUAAAAAUAUAUAUGAACCAACCAAUAUGAUCAGUGUUUGUCAGUGGUGGUCCUGUACAUAUAUAGAUUUUCUUUCUCAUCUGUCAUGUGGAGGGGAUGUUAAGUUAUGGACAUUUGAUUGAAAGUGUAAACUGCAUGUUCUGGCAUGCGAGCUGAGCUGGUGGACUGAAUGUCGAUCACUGGUUGGUGGCAGUAUAAGUUUCACUGUUCACCGUACUGUCACUCUGCUCUGGUAGCGCUCACACUGCCAGCUGCACGACUGAUGUCUUUGACCAAGUUUUAUAUUUAUUUUUUGGUCCUUUUUUGAUGCACUCUGCACUAGUAUUUACUCCUGAAAAGGUGAGAAGAGUUGUUCUGUUAUCAGUGAUUUGGAAAACAAGUGGAAGACGCUGUAAGGAAAUUGCGAUCCUUUUUGUUUGAGUGUUUUUUUUCUCCAGUGGGAUGUAUGAUUUGUUUUCACUGACGUCGGUACUCGUGUAAAAUAUGUUUUUGAGGAUUAUUUGGGCCUAAUAUGUUUUGCUUUCUACUUUUGGUCUGUUGCAAAGUGCCUUCCAAAUACUGAUUGUGCACAGCAGUAGAUUAAAAAAAUGGUCUUGUUUUCUAAAGGUUAAGAAUUGUACAGAGUGACUUGCAUUGACACUUUUGUAUAAAAACACACACAGAAAAAUGUACAAUAUGUUAACUUGGUAUUUUAUCAUCGUACUCAACAAGAUUGCUCUUACAACAUGUAAGCUACAUGUUUUGUUAUAACGUCUUUGGACAUAUUUCAAUAUAAGCAUACUUUUCUAUAGAUAUUUGUUUUUGUACUCUGUUAUUGGGUCUCCUCUCUCUUGUUGGUACAGAGAUGAGCAUCAAAUAAAUUGCAAUUGAAAAAGC
Messenger RNA from Micropterus salmoides (largemouth bass), 6353 nucleotides. It is a transcript of the gene patz1, whose product is annotated as POZ/BTB and AT hook containing zinc finger 1. The transcript is spliced from 6 exons. Gene Ontology annotation, biological process: regulation of cytokine production; regulation of immune system process; negative regulation of transcription by RNA polymerase II. Gene Ontology annotation, molecular function: protein binding; RNA polymerase II cis-regulatory region sequence-specific DNA binding; DNA-binding transcription factor activity, RNA polymerase II-specific. The coding region runs from base 380 to 2704 and encodes 774 amino acids. The record is from RefSeq and is a predicted model, not a curated record. NCBI's taxonomy places the organism in Eukaryota, Metazoa, Chordata, Actinopteri, Centrarchiformes, Centrarchidae. Gene Ontology annotation, cellular component: nucleus.